This is a messenger RNA of Platichthys flesus (European flounder), 1852 nucleotides long. RefSeq names its product histone-binding protein N1/N2-like. NCBI's taxonomy places the organism in Eukaryota, Metazoa, Chordata, Actinopteri, Pleuronectiformes, Pleuronectidae. Gene Ontology annotation, biological process: CENP-A containing chromatin assembly; DNA replication-dependent chromatin assembly. The record is from RefSeq and is a predicted model, not a curated record. The transcript has 14 exons. Gene Ontology annotation, cellular component: nucleoplasm. The coding region runs from base 139 to 1677 and encodes 512 amino acids. Gene Ontology annotation, molecular function: histone binding.
GGCAGGAAUAUUUCGCGCCAAAUUGAAACAGAAGAGUUGACAGUGCGAGCAGCGCGAGAGACGAGCCGACACUCAAACCUCCGGACAUCACCUCAAGUUUUACCGUCUGUUGUCCCUGUCAGUACAAGUGUCGCUAACAUGGAGGAGGCCAACAAGCUGGUCGGCACCGGGAAGAAGCACCUGGUGAUGGGGAAGGUGGUGGAGGCGGUGAGCGCCCUGCAGGAGGCCUGUGGCAUGCUGGCAAAAAAGUAUGGCGACACAGCGGAUGAGUGUGGAGAGGCGUUCUUCUGGUGCGGUAAAGCGCUCCUGGACCUUGCACGGAUGGAGAACUCAGUCCUUGGUAACGCUCUGGAAGGAGUUCCUGAGGAAGAGGAGGAAGAAGAGAAACCCAAAGACUCCAACGUUGAGAGCACAGAAAACAUUGAUGAGAAGACCAGGGACGAGAUGAGGGUUCAGGUGUACGACGCCAUGGCCGAGAAGAAAAACCAAGGUGCCCAAGAGGCUGAAGGGAAGCAGAGCGAAAAGGCAGAGAGGAAAAACGAAGAUGCCCAAAAGGCUGAAGGGAAGCAGAGCGAAAAGGCAGAGAAGAAAGGUGGCGUGGUAAAGGCCCCCGCUGGUGAUGCACAACAGAAAGCAGCCAAAAAGGGAGAGGAGGAAAAGAAGAGCAAGGUUGAUGAAGACAAAUCUGCUGAGAAUGAAGACGAGAAGGAAAAUGAGAAACAAGGCGAGGAAUCAGGAGAGGAAGCAGAAGACGGUGAAGAAGAGGGGGAGGAGGAGGAGGGCGACGAUGCCGAAAUGGAGGGUGACGCACCAGAGCAAGGCGAAGGAGACGGCACCGCUGAGAAGGACAGUGAGGAGGAGGAGGAGGAGGAGGAGGAGGAGGAGGAGGUGGGGAACCUGCAGCUCGCCUGGGAGAUGCUGGAAGUGGCCAAGGUCAUUUACAAGAGGAAAGAGUCUAAGGAUGAUCAGCUGAUGGCAGCGCAGACCCACCUGAGACUGGGUGAGGUUUCUGCUGAAUCAGGAAAUUACUCCCAGGCGUUGGAGGAUUUCCAGGAGUGUCUGAAGCUGCAGGUGAAACACCUGGACUCAGACAGCCGCCUGCUCGCUGAGACUCACUACCAGCUGGGCCUGACCUACAGCCUGAACCUCCAGUACCGCCAGGCUGUCGCCCAGCUGAACAGCUCCAUCUCCGUCAUAAAGAGCAGGCUGGACAAGCUGCAGCAGCUGCUGGACAAGGCCGAGGGCCCGGAGGCUCUGCCCAGCGAGAGGAAGGAGAUGGAGGAGCUGAAGGCUCUGCUCCCAGAGAUCAAGGAGAAGGUGGAGGACGCCACAGAGGGACUGAAAAUGACGAGUGCUGCUUCUGAGUCUGUGAAGGAUGCACUGGGGGGAGGCUCUACUUCCUCUGCAUUCCCAGAGUCUGCUCUACAGAACGGUGACGCUGCCUCCAGUUCAAAAGUGAACGGCACAUCAACCAAAAGAGUCAGUUCCACCAACGGACACGCGUCCUCCGCUGCGGUAUCUGACAUCUCCCACCUGGUCAGGAAGAAGAGGAAACCCGAGGAGAGUCCAGUGAAGGAGGUGAAGAAGGUGAAGCACGAGCCUCCCGCUGACAAAGUCGAAAAAGCCGGCAGCAAAACUAAAGGAAAAACGAACAGUAUGGAAGUCGACAGUAAGUGAACCUGGUUUCCCUCCUGACCUUCCUCUGCGCCCAAGAGAUUCACCGUCCUGCCAAGCCCUUGUUGCACUCGUUUGCUGUUGUAAAUAUGUGCAUAUAUAACUAAGCCUGUUGUUAUGUUCCUGUCGGUUCACAUGUGUAUCUGUAAAGUUGAAUAAAGAAUCUAAUUUGAUAAAA